AUGUCCCUCCAGCGGUCUCUGCUGUCAGGUACUGGGGUUCGGAAGAAGCUCGUGCACAGAGAGAUUCUGAGCGGUUCAGAGAGGUUCAGAGAGGUUCAGAGAGGUUCAGAGAGAUUCAGAGAGGUUCUGAGGUUCAGAGAGGUUCAGAGAGAUUCUGAGGUUCUGAGAGGUUCUGAGAGGUUCAGAGAGGUUCAGAGGUUCAGAGAGAUUCAGAGAGGUUCAGAGAGGUUCAGAGAGAUUCAGAGAGGUUCUGAGGUUCAGAGAGGUUCUGAGAUUCAGAGAGGUUCAGAGAGGUUCAGAGAGAUUCAGAGAGGUUCUGAGGUUCUGAGAGGUUCAGAGAGGUUCAGAGGUUCAGAGAGGUUCAGAGGUUCAGAGAGGUUCAGAGAGGUUCAGAGAGGUUCUGAGGUUCAGAGAGGUUCAGAGAGGUUCAGAGAGGUUCUGAGAGGUUCAGAGAGAUUCAGAGAGGUUCAGAGAGGUUCUGAGGUUCAGAGAGAUUCAGAGAGAUUCAGAGAGGUUCAGAGAGGUUCUGAGGUUCAGAGAGGUUCUGAGAGGUUCAGAGAGGUUCAGAGAGGUUCAGAGAGGUUCUGA
This is a messenger RNA of Trematomus bernacchii (emerald rockcod), 588 nucleotides long. RefSeq names its product octapeptide-repeat protein T2-like. The record is from RefSeq and is a predicted model, not a curated record. NCBI's taxonomy places the organism in Eukaryota, Metazoa, Chordata, Actinopteri, Perciformes, Nototheniidae. The transcript is spliced from 2 exons. The coding region runs from base 1 to 588 and encodes 195 amino acids.